Phalaenopsis equestris is the source of this 1032-nucleotide messenger RNA. RefSeq lists its product as uncharacterized. Bases 148 to 915 code for a protein of 255 amino acids. The transcript has 5 exons. NCBI's taxonomy places the organism in Eukaryota, Viridiplantae, Streptophyta, Magnoliopsida, Asparagales, Orchidaceae. Gene Ontology annotation, biological process: regulation of growth; gravitropism. The record is from RefSeq and is a predicted model, not a curated record.
CUCUCUUAAACUUGGUAGCCAUUUCUAAGGCCGAGGGAACUGUUUUCAGUUUAGUUUACUUGUUUUCCUCCCUCUCCCUCUCCCUCUCCCUCUCCCUCUCUAUUUAUAUAUAUAAAGAAGAUUGGAGUUUGCAGCACUGGUGGAGUUAUGAGGAUCUUCAGCUGGGUUCAAAUUAAGUUCAAUGGGAGACAUGAGAAGAGAACUGAAGUUGGCCCAAGUCCUCACUAUGCAUGGAAGCAAAAUAGCAGCAGAGAAGAAUUCAAAGACUGGCCACAAACAUUUUUAGCAAUUGGGACAUUCGGCAACAAUGAGUUGGGGGAAGAUUCACAAAUAGCUCAAAGUUCUUCUGAAACUCAAGAAUCAUCACACAAAAUUUCAGAUCUCAACAUAGAAGAAGUUAUCAAAUUCCAGAAAGAAAUAAGCAAACUGCUAAAUCUCAAGCUCAGUUCAAGCACAUAUGGAACUGAAACGGCUGAAAUCCAGAGCGCUGAUCACUCAAUAAAUGAAUCUGUAAUUACUUCCUUAACUCUGGAAGCUGACAACACCAUUUCUUCACUCAAAAUCUGUAAGGGAUCAACAGAUGAUUCCGAAGAUUCCAAGUUCACCUUAAACAAAUUCGAACACAUGCUUUCUGAUGAUUGCAAUUGGAUCAGGCAAAGAUCACUCCCUUCCCUUCUCAAUAAAAUGUUUAUAAGCAGAAGCAGUUUUUCACCACAGCCAAGUUUAAGAGACUCAAUUUCUGAAUCAAAACUGAAGAAGAUUUUGAAGAAAAUAAUUCACAAAAAGAUUCAUCCCCGAACUGUAUCUCGACCCCCAACAAUGAAGUAUUUGCAGAAGAACAAUGAAGAAGAUAAGGUGGAGGAACGUUGCAAAUGGGUCAAAACUGAUUCAGAAUAUAUUGUUCUGGAGAUCUAAAUUAUUGUUGGUAAUCGAUUCAACGGUUUGUAGUGAUCUUGCAACAGUUAUUAAGAGAGAAAAAGUUAUGGUUAUGUGUUCUUCUAUUUUCAUUGUAUUGCUUUACAAGUGAUUAAG